Oncorhynchus masou masou (cherry salmon) is the source of this 1982-nucleotide messenger RNA. Its product is annotated as S-adenosylhomocysteine hydrolase-like protein 1. The record is from RefSeq and is a predicted model, not a curated record. Gene Ontology annotation, biological process: L-methionine cycle. The transcript has 16 exons. NCBI's taxonomy places the organism in Eukaryota, Metazoa, Chordata, Actinopteri, Salmoniformes, Salmonidae. Bases 330 to 1982 code for a protein of 550 amino acids. Gene Ontology annotation, cellular component: cytosol.
AAAAAGACGCCCACAUCGGAUGCUGAGCUUGUGACUGAGACAACCGACAUGUAACUGGUAAACCGGCGGAUGACCGACAACAAGAGUUGACGACACACUCUCCACUGCUCAGUGCUUUACAUGCCAACUAAUAAUAUUCAGAAAAGUAACGUUACAUGGUCCAUCUCUUGAUUUUGCGCUCAGCAGACUGUUUCGGUUCAGAAAAUCCAAACACAAAGCAGUAAAGCUCACCGGUCAACGAAAAGCGAGCAGCAGAGAGAAGACUAGCCUACCAAGUCGGACAUUAUCACAAUUCUCAACCAAGAGGUCGGAAUCACUUGAAUGCGAAGAUGACAGACGCGGUCGUAGACGGUAAAUUGGAGCUGGUGAAACAGGCAACGAAAUAUGUAAAAGAGACCGAGAACGUCGCGGAAAAAUAUUCUGCGAUGACCGUUAGCAAGAACAGCGACAUGAACAUGAAUGUCGGUGAAUUGCAGUCCGCCGCAUUCACUGCGGUGCCCACUCUCAAAUCUGUCAAGAAGAUCCAGUUUGCGGAGGAUAAACAGGAGUUUCAGAAGUACCCCACGAAGGCCGGCCGGCGCUCCCUGUCUCGCUCCAUCUCCCAGUCCUCCACAGAUAGCUACAGCUCAGCUGCAUCCUACUCAGACAGCUCAGAUGACGAGACCUCUCCUCGGGACAAGGCCCAGGCCAACUCCAAGGGCAGCAGCGACUUCUGCGUUAAGAACGUCAAACAGGCAGAGUUCGGCAGACGGGAGAUCGAGAUCGCAGAGCAAGAUAUGUCAGCCCUGAUCUCGCUGAGGAAGAGAGCCCAGGGGGAGAAGCCUCUAGCUGGGGCGAAGAUAGUGGGCUGCACCCACAUAACAGCUCAGACUGCAGUUCUGAUUGAGACCCUGGUAGCUCUCGGAGCUCAGUGUCGUUGGACAGCCUGUAACAUCUACUCUACUCUGGCUGCUGCCCUGGCAGAGACAGGUGUGCCUGUGUUUGCGUGGAAGGGCGAGUCAGAGGAUGACUUUUGGUGGUGCAUCGACCGCUGUGUCAACACGGAAGGCUGGCAGGCCAACAUGAUCUUGGAUGACGGAGGGGAUCUGACCCACUGGGUUUAUAAGAAGUACCCCAGCGUGUUCAAGAAGGCUCAGGGCAUCGUGGAGGAGAGUGUCACUGGAGUCCACAGGUUGUACCAGCUGUCCAAGGCAGGCAAGCUGUGUGUCCCGGCCAUGAACGUGAACGACUCUGUUACCAAGCAGAAGUUUGACAACCUCUACUGCUGCAGAGAGUCCAUCCUGGACGGUUUGAAGAGGACCACUGAUGUGAUGUUUGGGGGGAAACAGGUGGUGGUGUGCGGUUAUGGAGAGGUGGGGAAGGGUUGCUGUUCUGCCCUGAAGGCCCUGGGAGCCAUCGUCUGCAUCACGGAGAUAGACCCCAUCUGCGCCCUGCAGGGCUGCAUGGAUGGGUUCAGGGUGGUGAAGCUGAAUGAAGUCAUUCGUCAGAUGGACCUGGUGAUAACCUGCACAGGCAAUAAGAACGUGGUGACCAGAGAGCAGCUGGACCGGAUGAAGAAUGGCUGUAUAGUCUGCAACAUGGGACAUUCCAAUACCGAGAUUGAUGUGGCCAGCCUGAGGAGCCCGGAGCUUACCUGGGAGAGGGUGCGUUCUCAGGUGGACCAUGUGAUCUGGCCCGAUGGCAAGAGGGUUGUCCUGCUGGCUGAGGGUCGUCUUUUGAAUCUGAGCUGUUCUACAGUGCCUACGUUUGUCCUGUCUAUCACAGCCACUACUCAGGCCCUGGCUCUGAUUGAGUUGUUCAAUGCUCCUGAGGGACGCUACAAACAGGAUGUCUAUUUGCUGCCUAAGAAGAUGGAUGAGUAUGUGGCCAGCUUGCAUCUGUCCAAUUUUGACGCCCACCUGACAGAGUUGUCUGAUGAGCAGGCGAAGUACAUGGGUCUGAACAAGAACGGCCCCUUCAAACCCAACUACUACAGGUAUUGA